AUGAAACAAAUUCUCAUUUUUACAAUUACUCGCGUCUGAAUUUGAACAAAGAACUGCAAAGUGUUAACAAAAAGUGGUAGUUUUUACAAGGUCAUAUGAGGAAUGAGGGGGAGAAACCGUGAAAUGUUCGUAAACACAAAUUAAUUAAAUUGAAAAUCAGUAAGUGCGCACCUUUCAACCAGAUUAAUUCAAAAUAGAUGUAUUUAUCAACAUGUUUCAUUAAAUCAGUAAACGAAGUGCUUACCAUAAUAAACAUCAAGUAAAAGUAGUGUGACCCACAUUUUGAUACUAAAAGAGAAAACGAAAAGAAAAUAACCACGUAGUCGUACGUCGUACCUCAUCAGCUUCUUCGCAAUGUCUAUGACGAGUGAUAUCUAUAAGAAGCAAAAAACUUGCAUGCAAGUAGCUACAAAUGUUGUUGAACAAAAACAUCAUGUGUCCAGGGCUAAAAGGGCUCAAAUCUUAGGCCCACUUAGAAAGUUUCAUGGCUGCACUGUGUGGUUUACUGGUCUCUCUGGAGCAGGUAAGACGUCCAUUGCUUUCGAACUGGAAGCAUAUUUAGUUUCUUUGGGAAUACCUGCAUAUGGUCUAGAUGGAGAUAACAUGAGAACAGGAUUAAACAAGGACCUGGGAUUUGCAAAAAAAGACAGAGAAGAAAACAUAAGGCGUGUAGCUGAAGUUGCAAAGCUCUUUGCAGAUGCUGGUCAAGUGUGUCUUUGCAGUUUUGUAUCACCUUUUGCAGAAGACCGUGAAGUAGCCAGACAAAUACAUCGUGAAAACAAUCUUCCAUUUUUUGAAGUUUUUGUGGACACUCCUAUAAGCGUGUGUGAAUCACGAGACACGAAGGGCUUAUACCAAAAGGCCCGAAAAGGACUUAUUAAAGGAUUCACAGGCGUCGACCAACCCUAUGAGAAACCAGAAAAUCCAGAUUUGGUAAUAAAAACCGUCGAUUCUACAGUUGAAGAGAGCAUGAUGCAAGUGGUGGAAAUGUUGCAAGAAAACGGAAUUAUUUCGAUUGACAUCAGAGCAGAAGAAACGGUUAAAGAGCUUUUUGUACCCAACGAUAUGAUAGAUAAUAUGAGGGCUGAAGCAGCUACACUUCCUGGACUAAACUUAAGUUUACUGGAACUGCAAUGGUUGCAGGUACUAAGUGAAGGCUGGGCUACACCUCUGAGAGGAUUCAUGCGCGAAGACCAAUUCUUACAAACCCAGCAUUUUAACUGUCUUUUAAAUGGAGGUUGUAUCAAUCAGAGCAUUCCAAUAGUACUAACGGCCUCAGACUACGAUAAACAACGUCUCGACGGCUGUUCCUCAGUCGCUCUUUAUUAUAAUGGCAAGUGUUACGCCAUUCUACGAAAACCUGAGUUUUAUUAUCAUAGGAAAGAAGAAAGAGCUGCUCGUCAAUUCGGUACUACAAACAAAAAUCAUCCGUACGUUAAAAUGAUUUUGGAAUCAGGAAAUUGGUUAGUAGGCGGAGAUCUUAACGUGUUAGAAAGAGUAAGAUGGGGCGACGGACUUGAUCAAUACCGAUACACACCCAACGAACUUCGAGCUAAAUUCAAGCAAAUGGAGGCCGAUGCUGUGUUUGCAUUUCAAUUACGAAAUCCUAUUCACAAUGGACAUGCUUUAUUGAUGACAGAUACCAAGAAACAACUACAGGAAAGGGGCUACAAAAGACCGGUGCUUCUCUUACAUCCGUUGGGUGGCUGGACAAAAGACGACGAUGUACCUUUACCUAUUCGCAUUCGUCAACACCAAGCCGUAAUGGAUGAGGGCGUUUUGGAUGUAAAUUCGACGGUGCUGGCCAUCUUUCCUAGCCCAAUGAUGUAUGCCGGUCCCACGGAAGUUCAAUGGCAUGCGAAAGCGCGAAUGAUAGCAGGCGCAGAUUUUUACAUUGUGGGACGCGAUCCAGCUGGAGUGCCCCAUCCACUUGGCAAAGACGGCUCUCCUGACGGUAACAUGUACGACGUCACACAUGGAGCUCGCGUUCUUAAAAUGGCACCCGGUCUAGCCACUCUCGAGAUUAUUCCAUUUCGCGUUGCAGCUUACGACAAAAAAAUCAAAGGAAUGUCGUUCUUCGAUCCUUCACGUACCGACGAUUUCGAUUUUAUUUCCGGUACCCGAAUGCGUACGCUAGCACGCAAUGGACAGUUUCCUCCCGAUGGAUUUAUGGUGCCGAAGGCAUGGGAAAUUCUCGCCGGAUAUUACCACUCUCUUAACAAGAAGGAACAGUAUUAAUGAAGAUUUAAAGGUUGGUAUAAUUCCUAUUUUUAUUUUAGGUUUUCUUUUCGUAAGUUAGUACCUAGGUGUUUACUUAGGAAACUUUUCUGCACUUUUACUUUUAUUAGUAUUAUUGAACAAAAAUUACAGCGACAAAAUUUUAUAUAUAAAAGUUGACGAAGAGAGAAUCAUAUAUUAUAAAUAUGUUUUUAUGGUUAUAAGUAUCUCUGCUAUUUAUACUAAUUGCACCAAAUAUACAUUUGAAUUACGAUUCAAUCUUAAAACUUAAAUGUUUUAUUAAAGCUUUACCGCUACAGUGAUAAGAGAUAUUUUGUUUUACGAGUUUAAACGGUGAUUCAACAGAAAAAUCACGAUUGUAUUGCCUGUUUGUGUAUUUUUUUUAUUUUAAUUGCUAAAAUUGCUUCCUUUUUCAUUAGUGUUAUUAUUUAAUAAGCUUCAGCUUUAUAUAACAUAUGCAGAGCAUAUUAAAUAUUGUAGUAAUAAGUUUGCAAAACCCAUGCCCAACAAUCCCACCGUUUAAAACAUUUUUUCGGAGGGCGAAAAAUGUGUUUUCGCCUUCCAAUUAUUUUUAAUGUAAUAAUUUUUUAGCUUAUUGUAAAUUAGGGAUAGUGAAACGUUUACACUGUAUGCUGUUAUUGCACACUACUUUUUUUCUCUUUUUAUUUUUAUUGUUGUAUCUUUAAAAAUUGUUUAACUGCAUUUAUGUAUUAUGUUAAUAAUGUUAGAUAAAAGAAUUCAUAAAAUUA
Molecule: messenger RNA, 2987 nt
Organism: Agrilus planipennis (emerald ash borer)
Lineage: Eukaryota; Metazoa; Arthropoda; Insecta; Coleoptera; Buprestidae
Product: bifunctional 3'-phosphoadenosine 5'-phosphosulfate synthase
Exons: 3
Coding region: 355-2238 (627 amino acids)
Biological process (GO): sulfate assimilation; 3'-phosphoadenosine 5'-phosphosulfate biosynthetic process
Molecular function (GO): ATP binding; adenylylsulfate kinase activity; sulfate adenylyltransferase (ATP) activity
Source: RefSeq, a predicted model, not a curated record